Messenger RNA from Porites lobata, 37294 nucleotides. The record is from the annotation of a GenBank genome assembly. NCBI's taxonomy places the organism in Eukaryota, Metazoa, Cnidaria, Anthozoa, Scleractinia, Poritidae.
AUGCCAAAGUUCGUAAAAAGUGUAGAGAAUUUCCUGCCAAACCUGAGCCAGGAAGCUUUUUUCAGCAAGACAGUGAAAGUGAAGCGCGUUGUCAUAGCAAAUACAACGAUGAGAAUGCAGUGAGAGUGACUGAUCGAAGACUGAUUCGCGCUUGCAUUUCUUGUUUUAAAAUUUGUAUGGUUAUUUUAACUCCAGAACGGCUGAACUGCAAGGGCAGUAUUUCAUUUUACAUGUGGAAUGGAUUCACCGGUAUGAUUUGGGCUCUAUGCAUUGCAUCUCACCAAAAAUUAGCUUAAAAUUUUAAGUUCACUUCAUAAUCGGCCAUCUCAGUUUCUCCAGCUCGUGUAUUUGAUAAGAUUAAUUUUGGCCUCCCUAAUGAACGAAUAACAACUUCUGGUGUCACACCGCUUUUUUUUUCUUUGGUUUCGUGUUUCCAGAGUACGGAAAGGGAUGACCCUUCUAGGGUUUCAGAAGACGCAGAUGCCAUUCUCGACAGCCUUUUCAAUGCUUGUGACACCGAGCGCACGGGCCGAGUUUCAGUCUCGAGACUCAUCGAGUAUCUACGUAACGCAAUUUCCAACGGCACUGAAGAGGUAAGUCUUGUUUGGACCCAUAAAUAAUUUUACGUCUUUAAUCUCUCCAUGAAGACAGCAAAUUAUCAGAGUCUGUAUUUUUCCAUCGAGCGGUUUUUUCUUGCGUUAAAGAGUUGUAAAGAUCGCGCCCUCUCUUGUAUGUUUAUCGCACCUACUCACGCUGUCCAAAGUCAAUUUGGCAAGUUACAUUCAGUUUGUUACUUGACGAGUUGGCCACCGGAGUGGUAUGAUGUAUUCGUUUUGAGUAUCCCCGGUUGCUCUCGUAUUAGCAACUUUUAUUGGGUUAAUUUAUGAUUUUUUCCGUUUGACUUAAGUUGAUUUGAAUUGUGGAUUUUAACUUAACCGUCCUCGUGUUUACCUGAAGCAAAUUUUGUUUAGCUGUAUUGUACUAAGCUUAAACAAGCGAUAAGCAGAUGAGCUGGUUAGCGAGAAUAUUUCUUUUAUUGAAGGCAUCAAACAGAUCCCGCUGAAGUAAAAAAAAACCUUUGAACGAAAAGUUCACAUAGUCGCCUGGAUUUAUAGUAAGCAUUAGUAUUAUUUACAUUCGAGGAAGUUCCACAGCCACGUAGGCUGCCCGUCCUGAAAACAUCUUAUUUCGCUGAUUUCCUGUGCCUUUUUAGUUAGCGCAACAUUAGAGUUUAAUUUACUGUGUCCAUGAUGCUGUUUUGAAUCCACAGCAGACAAUUUGGGUUGUUGGUGUAUACUGCCAUCCUGCAAAACACCUGUGCAACAAAACAGUAUGGUGUUUUUAAUGGCUUAAAAAAAAUUGUUUUUUGGAGACUAGGAAAAUUUCUGGCACCACAUAACUAUAAAAGUGCUUUUAGUGUUUUUUUCCAGCGAUAUAAAUUAUCAAUCUGUUUUUAAAAUGUCAUUCUAUUUGCUAUGACAACAUCAAAUGCAUUAUUAAUAUUAGUUAUAUUAUUUUGAACUGUUUUAGGUAAACAAUAAUGAAUGCACAGGGUGGUGUUACAAUUAACAUAUAUACUGCUUCAAUGUCUAUCUUUCUUCCUUGCAUACAAGAUUAAUUUUGUUCCGUGUACAUAUAUACUUCAUGUAGAUUUGCCCUAAUUAUUGGUGUAUUAUAUCUAUAAGACAAAAUUAAUCAUGCUUUAAAAAUAAUUUCACUAAUAUAUGCUUUUGACUGGCUCUUGUCUCUGAAGUUUGAAAUUAAUUUUUAGAUCCAUUAUGAUACAAGUUUGGGAAAUGUCAGAAAUAAUUAUUUUGAUAAAUGUUUUUUAUUAUUACAGUUUUAUUAUUGUGAUUUUCCUUCCGUUACAAACCAUUUUCCCAGGUAGUAAUACCAGUAUUAUUAUUAUUGUUAUUGUUGUCUUUAUUAUUUAUUAUUUUUCACAAAUUCUAUAACUUCAAUAUUGUGACCCUCACAAACUGCUGGAAAUAAUCUUCUUUUCAGUGGCAUAUAUCUAAGUUAUGAGUGGACACUUACCUCUGCUAUUUAUACAGAUGCAUAUCACAAAAUGUCACAAUGAAUAAUCAGAUAAGGGCUACCUGUAUCUAAGCCAAUAUACAAAAUUUGUAGUGGCAUAGAUAUUUGAAGGAGGUGAAACAUUCCUGAUAUUUGAAGGAAGAGAUAAUAUUUUUGUUUCUGAUAUUGCAUUUUUCUAAGGCAGACAUGGAAAACAACAUCAUUCAUGUGAAUCUUCAUGAUUUUCCCUGUAUUACUAUAAGGUGGAAGCUUAUCUUUUGCAAGUUUGACUUAGAAGUCAGCUCUAAUGUAUCUGUUUACAGCUAAUAUUUAACUAGGUCAUCAUGAAAGUCAGUGAGUGGCAUGUAACCUUUCAAGCAGAAACAAAAUAUUUUCACCCCAGUGAAUUACUUUGUUUGAGAGUAAGGUAAAAUUUUGUUGUUUAGUGGAACAAGAGGUUUUUGAAUAACAUGGAUGACAUCUGAUUUAAAGUUUGAGAACAUGUUAGAUGUUUGCACGAGUAAAUCAUACUUCGCUAAUGACAGUCACUGCUUAAAGUACCUAUCUUCUGAAUUAAGCAUUAAAAUUAUCAUGCCUCCUAGUCACAACAGUUACUUUAUGAAAAGUCUCAAAUCUGAUUGGCUAUCAACUGUUCUGAUUUCAGCACUAACAGGACAGUGUAUUAUGACAGUUCACGUCAUGCCUGAGUAACUGGACAGUACAUGCCAUCACACACGUGCACUAAAAUGGCAUUUUCACUGCUGACAAAAAACUCUCGGAAUUUCAGAAUUCUUGUGUUUUAAUUAAAAAAAAGACCUAAAAAUCACAAAUAUUGUUAUAGUUACGAUUAAUAUAGGUAACAGAACAUUGUCGUCCAAUUCGGGCUGUAAUCAUACUGGUGAUUGAACAAAAUUAAUCGGGCUCCCACUACGUGGUUGUCCGAUUUUGUUAAUUGCUCAAAUGAUUACAGACCGAAUUAAACUCAACUCAGUCCUAUUUCCAUCAUUAAUUAAGUUGUGUCUGUGUUUCAAGUUUGCAGGUAAUCUGGAUGACUUAUCGCUGAUAUGGGAUCCUGAUGGUAGGGAUUUAGAAAUUGAUUUAACAUCAUUCCAGGAGGGAAUUACGGAAUGGAUAUCUGAUAUUAGGCAAAGGAGGUGAGGCAUAAAAUUAAAUAAUGGUUAUGUAUGAUUUAUUUAAUUAGUAUGUAAAUCAUACAUUACGAACCUUUGCAACAAAGUCCUCAGUGAAACAUAUGAAUUUUUUUAUCGCCUGUUAAUAGUAUUGGAAAGGAACUUCGAUAUAUUAAACUGCAAUAUAUAGAAUAUGUACUCUGCUGGCCAGUCCCUUGAGCCUUUGUCAUUUGUGUCAUACACAUAAAUUUUAUCAAAGUGAUUCCAAGGAAACUAAUUACUUACCCACAGGCCAGGCACUUAACAUGCCUUCUGAUUAAUUAGUUGUAAAGCAAAAAGGAUUUAGCUGUAUUCAGAGUUAAGCUAGGAAAGUAUAAAGAUUGGGACACUCUAGGAGACAUGUUGCUGCAACUUGCACCAGGGACAGUUCACUCCUUGAGUACAAUUCGGGCAACAAGUUGCUGCAACAGGUUGCACAGCCCAUGGCAAAGUCAAAUCCAGUUGAAAUUGAGCAACUUGUUGCAGCAACAAAAUUCUGUUGUGGAGACAGAGAUUUAAGUUAACUCUCCCAUAUACAUGAAACAAUUGAUGAUGAUGAUGAUACCUUUAUUAAAGUGUAAAAACUGUAAUAGAAGUGUAUAACCACUAAGUAGGGACACUAAAAUAAAUUAAAAAAGAAUAAAUCAAUUAAUAAAUUAAUUAAAAUUAAGAAAAACUAUGUACGGUAUAAGCAAGUGAGAAAUUCGAGAGAACUAUAUACAAUAUGUACAAAUGUAUCCAUUAUCUUAUAAAAAAUAAUAACCGUCGAAUAUUGAAGGCUAGCCCAGUUGACAAUAUGACUUAAUUCCUUCUUAAGUAGAAGUCUGUAUUUACCAGUAAGCUUUGCUACUGCUACAAUUUGUCGCCCAAGUGUCCAUCUCAACUUUCAAGUCAGGAGAACUUUCUUAAACCGUGAUGUGAGGAAAAUCAUUUUCUUUGAAACUGGGCAUUCCCAGGAUACCCAGAUACCCACCUGCAUGUAGCUAAAACCUUGUCUAAAGGGAAAAGUGAUGAAACAGAAUGGAGUGAGGAUCAAGGUCACUGGACUUAAUAGACCAUUUCAAGCCCUAGGAUUUCAAAUCCCAUGGAUAACAAUUUUUCAUUUCAGUGCCCAGAGAUCAUGGGAAACCAUCUGAAACAAUUUUUUGGUUCCGUGAAAAUUCAUGGGAACCCACAUAUAUUUCUUUUAAUGUACAGAAACAUUUUGUUAAACAUUCUUUAAAAUUAAAGAACAUCAGUGUGUAUUAUUAUUUACAAAAACCUUCCAUGUCUAUUAAAAUGUCAGGAGAAGGUCAAUAUAAGUGUUAAAUGUGUGUGCACUAAAGUGUCAAAAUUCCAGACUUGUCUUCAAUCCAACUUCUGUAAAGAUGUGUACUCACGUGAAAUGUUCACUACAGAUCUUGAAAAGAGAUUCGUUUCAUCACAGUUUCAACAGUGAUCUUGUCUUUUUUUUCAUAAAGAGUUACUGGAAGCCACAACAAUCUCUGGUCAUUCAUCAUCAGUUUCAACAGUGAAAUUUGUUUUUUUUUUUAUUUUCACUUGAUGAGUCAUAAAGAAUUGUUCUACUACACAAGUUAAGAAUCCGAGAACUUGGAAAAAUACCAUAUUGUGUAUUUUGAUCCCUCAGUCUGAUGAAAGUUAUGUUUUGGUUCUGUUAAAACCAUAACAGUCUUAUCAACUUCUUGCAUUUGAGCCCAGAUUCUUUUCAUAAAUGACCCUAACCUUUUCACCACUAAGGGCUGGUUUUGAGACAAAUAUGAUUGUAACAGAACAAGCUUUGAAGUUAUUUGAGUCAUUAACAUGUUUGGAGAACGGCACAUUGUUACCGUCUGGCGUUACAGAUUUUGCAGCAGGGUUUGGUUACUUUCUUUUCUCUGACUGUGGGUCACAAGAAAAUCUUAGUUGUACUUGUGAGUGUUUUUGUAUGAGUUUCAGUCCUGUCGAGUUGAUGAAACAAAUAUCAUAUGGUUUUCGGCAAGCAAGUGUCUAUACAGUAUGUGCUAGUUAAUGUCCAGUGAAACAAAUAUCAUAUGGCAAGAAAUUUGUAAUGCAAAUUAGCCAGAUUUAUUAAGAGAAGGGUCUACAGGGGUUUGAUUAAGCAUUGGAGAUUGGAGAAUUCUCCAUCUACUAUGCAUAAUUCUCCAGCUAAAUUUCAAUGAAGUAUGCUGGCUGUUUAUGUAAAAAGAAAUGUUAUUCCCAGAAAUGCGUAAUUUUAGCACUAAGCCACAUGCUUUACAAAAGACCUUAUUUAAAUGCGAGCAGUUUUAAGCCCAACAAAACUAACAGGGGACAUGUAAAAUAUCAGACGGUUUGCAUGGAUUUUAGCCUUUCGAGGUCCUUGGGCUCUCACAUCUUCAGAAUAGCUGGUACUUAGAGGGUUAAAGGAGCCAGUAACAGUGGUACACAAAGCAGAGUCUGAAAUGAACUUUCUGAUACAGGCGCCAUCUUUCAGUUGCAAUGGCUUAAAGUGGUCUGGGAUGAUUGCAUCCUGUUGUAGUUAUAAUAGAUUCUUAGUUGCUUGUGUCCCUGUAUAUAUAUUUGCAUAUUUUUUCUGUAGACACAUGUGCACUUCAGUAGGAAACUUAACUAGUUCGAAUACACUGUUUUUUAUACACCUCUGCAUGUGCACUUUUGUGGUGAAGUAGAUGUCUUGAUAAAAAUAACUGUGAUUUUACGUCAAACUACAAGGCCAGCCAUUGAGUCCUCAUCAAGCAAGAUAUUAUUUGUUGAGUUAUUGUGAAUAAUAUUAUUAUUAUUAUGGCAACAACAGUCGGAUUCAAAACUUCGCAGUUGAACUUUGAUGCUCAAGAUUUAAAGAGACGAGUUUGCAAAAUUCAUGCAAUACUGCAAUCUAAUCUUAACUGGUUCCAUAUACAAAGAAAACAUAGAAAGAACAAGUUUUUUUUCAUUCUGUUGUCAAUUGGUAGCCACUGUGUAGAAGUCUACAACAGUUGGACAUGAUGAUCAUUGCAUGAAACCAGAAGAAAUUUGGCAUCGUUUUGAGAAUCCUGAAGCACCUAAAGUAAAUCACUGGCUGGGCGGAUAUCACCUACACUCAAUCAGAUUCGGCAAAAGAAUGAAGAAACUAUCGAUGGUUUUAAGAUACUCUGCUGGGAUCAGGGAUUUGGCUGAAACGAAUGAGCAUCUUAUAGAACAGCUGAUUGUUGGAAGAAAACACAAGAAAGUUCAAGGAAGGCUUUUAGAGAAAGACAAAGUGCUUUCACUUGAUGAAGCAAUCAUUGACCUUGGCUGAACACAUGAAGCUACCCUGUCGCAAUUGGAGCAGUUAGGAGGGGAUCAAAACUAGAAUAUUCAUGGUAUAAAAAAAACACUGUGUCGCAACAAGUCUAGGCAGUGCCCUAAAAACACUCUGUCGUAACAAGUCUAGGCAGUGCCCUAAUAUUAUUAUGACCUUGAACGUUCCUCAAGAACCAGAGAAAUCCGAGUGUCUUAACUGCCAGAAACCAAGUCACUGGGCUGGGUAUGUCGUUCAAAGCAGGAAGGUGUGAAGGGAAGAUCUAAAAACAUAGGGAAUUCCAGAUCAGGGAUCUGGUCUAGAAGCAGAUGAUGCCGAGGUAGAGGAAGAUCUUCAAGCACAGUCUAAUGAAAUGAGCAAUUUGAGUCCAAACUUUUGAAUCAAUUGAAGUUUACGCAUUUGUUCCUCCAAGCAGAGAUAAUAUGAAAGAUGAAGUGGUUGUUGAAGUUAACAUUGAAAAAGCAGCCAACCAUCUGCACUUAAUAAGGCAAAGUUAGGCACAGGAGCAUAAGAAAACCUUUUCCCCCUCAGAUUGUACUGUUGUAUGUUUCCUCAGAGUCUAAUGGUGGAUGGUCUUCGUAAGUGUGGAGCGCUAGCAUACUCCCCUACGGUACUGUCAUCUUAUGGUGCUGCCAAGCUUACACAGGGUUUGCACAGUCUUGAAAAGUCCUUGAAUUUUAGGGGAAGUCCUUGAAAAGCCCUUGAAUUUCAUUUUUCCUUGAAAAGUCCUUGAAUUUUCUUCAACUUUAAAUGUAGUGGUCUGGAAAGUGUUUGCCACUUUUUGGUUGUCUAAGACAGAAUAUAAAUCAUAGUUCAGAGAAUGUAAACGUUAUUUACAUAAAGAGGUCUAAGUUUUAUGAAACAAUUAACUAUUAAUUUAAGACAAGUGAACUGAAAAAUGCAAAGAGGUUGGUGAAGCAAACAGUUCAAGCCUUAAAGUCUUAUUAGAAUAGACUGGGAAUGUGCAUUUUUGUACAGUCUGAAAUUAUAUUCCUAGUAGGUGGUCCUUUAAAAGUCCUUGAAAAAUGGUUGCAUUUUUUUUCCAUGAACCCUGUUACACAAUAUGGAACGUGCAGUAUCACACGUGAAUUCCCAUGCCGAAAAUGGGUUGCUACCUUCUUUGUUGCUGACGCAGAUACUCCAGCCCUCCUUGGUUUGCUAAUAGCAUGUGACCUCAACCUUAUUACCCUCCAUUGUUUUGUGUAGAGGAAUUCAGCAGAACCCUUGGACGCCCAAGAGCUAGCCAUGCCCUUACAAGCCAGAGGUUGAAAGAAUUACACCCAAGGCAGCCACACCCUCAGGGGCGAGGCCAAGGGGAGGCACACCCAUGGCAACCACACCCUCGCCUGAAUUAGCUGAAUCACCCAAACCUGAAUUAGCUACACCCGCGCAAGGCACACCUGAGCAACUGGGUGUAUCGAGAAAACCCAUCCCUCUCAAAGACAAGGAUGAUUUGGUGAACAGAUAUCCUAUCCAGGGGAAUUGGAAAAUUUCGGGGCCAGUACCAGAUUACAGUGGAUAACUCAGUACCCCCAGUUUUCCUUGCUCAGUGACAUGUACCACUGAGCCUAUGUGAUAACAUCAAGCAGGACUAGCUGACAUAGUAUCACAAGGUAUAAUUGCCAAGAUAGAAGGUGAGCCAACUGCCUGCAAUAACUUUUUGGUGUACUCCAGAAAACCAAGUGGCAAGCUGAAAAUCUGCCUCGACUUGAAGGACCUUAACAAGGCUAUCCAGAGGGAAUGCCACAUGAUCUAAGCACUGAAGGAAAUUCUUCCAAGGCUGACAGGUACCAAAUAUUUGUCAAUAGUCUAUGCAAAAUGUGGAUGUUGAAUCAAGAGUCCAGCUACUUAACCACCUUUAACUCACUAUUUGGUCAUUUGUGAUUUCUUUGAAUGCCUUUUGGCCUUAAGAUGUAAUUGUUACAGGACAUGUUUCAAGCUAAAAUAGAUCAGACCUUUGACGGCUGGGAAGGUGAAGAGGGAUCACUGAUGAUGUUGUUGUGAAUGGCUUGACAAAGGAAGAACACGACCAUCACAUGCAUGAUAAUGCUAAAUAAAUGCAUAACCACUGACCAGUCUUAAGUUGAAUCCAGACAAAUGCAAGAUUAACCAGAAGAUCAAGUGUAGUGAAGAUGGUGUUCAACCUGGCCUUAAUAAAGUUCAGCCCUAAAGAAGGUGGUACCGCCUACCAAUGCACAGGAGCUUGAUUGUGAAAUGGCUAUGUGCAUGGGUCUAUUCAUUUCCAUGCUCAGAACCUUGACAGCUCCCUUGUGAGAGUUGCUUAAGGGAAGCAGUAUCUUCAACUGGACUCCAUUGCAUCAGCGAGCUUUUGACACAGUUUAUGAGGAAAUUAAUCUGGGUUACUAUGGCCUAACAAACAGGUGGUGGGUGCCUUGAGGCCUCUGAGCUACCCUGCUUCAAGGUUUUCUUGUAACACCCUGACAUAUGCAGAGUUGCGAUAUGCUAACAUUGACAGGGAACUCCUGCAUGUAGCAGUGGUGUAUUGCUGUGAGUGGUUCCAGACUUAUUAAUGGGGCCAAAGCUUCAUCACAGAAACUGACCACAAGCCCCUGGAGGCCAUUCAGCUGAACCAUCUAACAGCAGCUAGAAACUGUUAAGCUACGUGCAAAUGGACACAGCUACUCCCAACAUUGUUGUGCCAACAAUGUUGUGUGUUGUUGCAUCAGUGUUGCAAUGGUGUGCAAACAGAUGCGAGAACUGCCGACAACAUUCAACAGGGUGUGCAAGUGGACGCAACAUGUAACGUCCAACAAUAAUGUGUCCAUUUGUAUGGGGCUUUAAAAAGCAUGGCAUGUUUAUUAUAAGCAUGCAGUGACAUGAAUGCUAUGGGUGGACUACCGAACCUUAACUGAGUAGGGAUAAUGAGAGCUCAUGGAUCUGGUGAUAUGAACCACAACAGCAAGAAGCUCAUUAUUCAUUUCUGUAAGAUGAACAGCCUCAUUAUCACUGGUACCAUUGGUACCAUGCCACAUGGACUCUCCCCAGUGGCAGAUAUCACAAUUGCAUUGACCAUAUGCUCAUGCACAAGCACUUCAGGAAGUCUGGCUGUGAUACCAGGGUUAUGCAGUUUGCAUAAGUCACCUCUGAUCAUCAUCUUUUGUGAACCACCAUGAAGCUCAUGCUAAAGAGGAUGAAGCAGCCAUUCCGUCAAUUCAGUAAGCUGUAAAAUCAACCCUUGUAGAAUCAGACACUAUGUAGAAUCUAUGCAAAUGCUAUGUCACAAACUAGGCAAAACCUAUGUUAAUCAGUCAUACAUUGCUUUAACCAGAUCCUAUGUUGUUUCUAUGCCAGGACUAUGUUUUUUGUAUCGAAAAUGCUAUGUUUUCGCUAGUCAAACGGAACCUACUUAAAAGCUAUGCAGUUUUUAAAGGUAGGAAUAAAGGAGGAAAUGACAUAGUUUCCACAUAGCCUAUACAUACAGUUUACUUAGCUUGUGGAAAGAGAUUUUAGACUUCAUAGUCAACCUCAUAGAAAAAUCAUAGAAAAUAAAUAGCCUUCACAUAGGACUGAAAUAGAGUUUACAUAGUAAAAUGGAACAGGGAACAGUUGAUUAAAUAGCUUUUGAAUAGGGUUUGCUUAGAAUUUAGAUAGCCUUGAAAUAGAAAAAACAUAUGAAAAACAUAGCCUUUUUAAAGGUGACAUAUACUUUGCAUAGCAUUAAAAUAGGGAAAACACAGAACAAAAUAGUCUUUGCAUAGGUUUGAAAUAGGAUUUUAAUAGUAUUUGAAUAGGUAAAACAUAUCACAUACACAAGCUUUAACUAGAGUUCAAACAGAAAUUACAUAGAAUUGACAUAGUCUCUUAUGUAUGUAGGUUUCGAUCUGCUUUAUAAGCAAAUGUAGUGUUUAAAAUACGUUCGAAAAAAUCACCAAAAUAGUAAAAAUAGUAUAAACAUAUGAAUUAGAAUCCCUUUUACAUUGGUAAGAAAUAGGUUUUGAAACAAAACAUUGAAAAACUAUGGCAAUAUAAUACCACGAACAUAGUAACACAAAUGCAGUAUUUUCAUGGAGGUUUUAGAAUCGAAACCCCAAGUUUAAGUUUGCUUAUCGUGUAGACUUUUUGCUGAUGUCGUGCUCUUCAGUGCCAUACAGUUUCCUUUUGACUGCAACGAAUAAGUAUCUGCAAACAGAAAAGUGGAGAUUUUAAGGCAAAUGAACAUAAAAUUAAAAACAACCCGACGUUUUAGAAUUGAAACGAAGGAGUAUCAAAGCGUGAUCGACCGAUCCUUGUUCAGAUACGCGAAAAGGGGAGACAACACAAGCAAAUCGAAACUUAAUUGAGAAAAACAUCACUUACCAACGUCAGGAAUACUUUUUGUUGAACCUGGCAGGAAAAAGACUGGAAAUUGAAGUAAAAAGAAGCGUCUUCUUGUAAAAACGCACGCUUACAGCUCGUCUUCUUUGACUUGAAAGCGCCCGCGUGGAAACAGACAAUUUUCACACCUUUUCAUUGGUUGAAAAGGCCCACGUGAUGAUAAAACACAAAAUACGCAUGUGUUGAACUCACGGGCUUCCCUGGGAACUAGUGGAAACAAAAUGGCGGACAAACACCCACCUAGGCAGGUAGCGUUCCGCAGUUUUGACCAUGCAGUUAUAUUCAGGAGACGUCCACAAUCAAGACGAAGGAUCGAAGCCAAUGUAAAAGAAGAAAAUGAUGCAUGGCAGUAUCAUUUCAAGUGAAGAAACUCUUGGGAAAAGCUAGAAAGGAAAGUUAAGACAGGGGUGAUGGAUGUAGCGAUUCAAUGCUCAACAAAAAUCUUCUCACUAAGAAACUAUCUGCAAGCACAAAAAAAGAUUAUAGUACAUGAUUUUUCAGUGUUUUAGUUUAACACACUGCUUUUUACUUUGAAAGUAUGCUUAGCCUUCUGUAAGCGCUACCAUCGACAUGCCUAGUCACUUAAAAGCUAUGUUGGAAUAUCACAUAGGAAACGCAUAGACUACAUAUAUUUUUCAUAUGAGUGACAUAGGAAAAAAUAUGUUUAUGUAAAAGCUAUGUAGCCUUUAUCUCAUGAUAAAGCUAAUUGAAAAUGUCACAUAGUGAAUACAUAGGCUGCAAAUAUGUUUCAUCACAUAGCAUAGAAUAUACAUAGCACUAUGUAAAAGCUAAGAAACUUGUUGGAAAUAAAAGUGAAGAUCGAGAUGCUAUGUAAAAGCUAUUUUACUUUGAUGCAUAGUGAAUACAUAGGAUGCUAAUCGGAAGGAAAAGCAGAACUUUCUAUUGCAUAGUAAAUACAUAGCUAUGUCAAGACUAUGAAAAGAUUUUGAAUAGUAUUUGCAUAGUUAUUCAAAAGCUAUGUGCUUUUCAAAUAGCCUAAACAUAGUUUCAACAUAGAUUUUGCAUACUUUGGACUAUUUUGUUUGGUGUGUUACAUAGUUAAUACAUAGGCAGUAGUGAACAUAACAUAGCUGAAACAUAGUCCAACAUAGUAAACAAAUAGCAUGAGCAUAGGUUUUGCAUAUGUCUGGUUCUACAAGGGAACCCAUCAGCAAUGCUUUUGCUGUUGAGCUAUGAAAUAGAUAUGUGGUUCUUAAGGCAAUUGAUGAAGAUCCAAGUAGUAAUGCACAAUGGAAAGAGCGUUUUGAGGAGGUACUGAACAGAGAUUCACCAGUGAGAGAACCCCAUCACGAUUGACUGCCACCCAGUGUAGGAAAUCAAGAGUAUCAGCACUGAACCCCCCAGUUUGGAGGAAGUCAAGCAAGCAAUUCUCUCUUGUUAAGACAGUAAAAUGGGCAAUGUGGAUAACAUGGUGGCCAAGCUCUUGAAGGCGGAUCUGGAUAUUUUAGUGCACAAGGUGCAUGGCAACAUCAAGGGUUUUGGGGAAGAAAAGUGAUCCAAGAGCAAUGGUUAAAAGGUUUAAUAAUGUGAAUAUUGAUCCCAAAGAAGGCAAGGGAAGGUGCUCGGUGAGAUUGUCACAAGAAGGAUGAGGGAAGGUACAAGUGUGAAGCCAAGACAAUAGCAGGCUGGAUUCUUGGAAGGUAGAAAUACCAUAAUGCAGAUUUCUAUAUUGUGGAAUAUGAUAGAGUAGGCAUUUGAAUGGAAAUCCUCCUGGUAAUCCACUUCAUUGACUCUCAGAAAGCUUUUGACUGUCUUCGUAGAGAUGGCCGUUUGAACAUUAUGCGAUCACACAGCAUCCCAGUGAAGCUUAAUCUUAACAUCAUCAAAUUGCUUUACAGGGUGCUGAGAGUGCUGUCCUUGAUAAUUAAUGGACCAACAUCAGACUGUUUUAUCACUGGGGUGAAGCAAGACUGUGUGUCGAUGUCUGGAUUCCUCUCCUAAUCAACAAUUGACUGGGUCAUGCAACAAAUGACUGACAACACCAGAACCGGUCUAAGUUUGAAGAUGAUAGAGUAACCAGAAGAUGUAGAUUUUACAGAUGAUAUUGCUCUCAUCUCUUGUAUUACAAAACAGAUGUGAAGGAAAGCCAUCAAGCUUGAAGACACAGCCAGUAGGAUUGGCUUAUGAAUCAGCAGAAAGAUGAUGGAAGUCCUUAAGUUUAAUUUCAGAGGUAGGGGGGACAGGGUCAGGUUUAGCGAUGGUGAGGAGGUAAAGGAGGUCAGUGACUUUUUUAUUCAAGUAAAAUAGUCGUUAAUGAGGGAGGAGCAGUCAAGGAUAUGCAGAACAGAGUGGCAAAGGGGAAGUCCACAUUUGGCAGGCUUAAGAAGAUCUGGAGUUCCCAGCAGUAUGGAAAGAAGGUCAAGAUAAAGAUGUAAAACCAGUCUAGCUUACUCUAUGUUUGCUAGACGUGGAAGUGUCCCUGACAACAAAAAGCUGUCCUCAUUCCAGUAUGUAUGCUGCAAGAGGAUAAUGCUUUAAACUGGCCCAAUGUGGUUUUUCUGUUGAUGAGUUGAACAAACUAUGUGCUUGUGAAAGGAUAAAUAUAUUAGUGAAGAGGAGACGUUAAAAGUGUCUUGGACAGUGUGUCACAACACUGUCUUGGGCCCCUGAUGGAAAGUGUAAAAGUUAGGUGCCCAAGGACAUAAUGGUGUAGGACUGUAGUAAAGGAAGAGAGCAGAGACCAGACGGUGGUCAUGGGAUCAAGCAAGAGCUUGUGCGAGGGAUAGGGCAGAUUGGUGGAGAAGUGUGGAGGCCAGCAAAAUAGUUAAAUCUCAUUUGAAAAGACAAUAUAGCUUUUCGAUAUUUAACUUUUAAAUAUUAUUAUUUUCAUUUUGACUUACGCACUGAUUUGUCCUAGUUUAUACUAACGUCAGUGCACUUCUAAAAACAAGUAUAGUGCUGUCAGCUGGGAAAUAGCAUAGUAAUUGACUGUGCAUUUAACCCAAAAUAUUUGCAUCCUUAUUUCAUUUUAGUUUUGUCAAUGCAGAAGAUGAUGAAUGCCCUUCUCCUUCUUCUGUUAACUGUAUGGUAUGUAAACAGCUCAGUUUGUACAUGCACCUCUGACUGUUGUAGUUGUUGCUUUGCAGCUGUUACUUGUGAUAAUUAAACUAUGAUAUUAUUUAUACAUCAACCCCUGCUCAGCUGAGUAAAUAUCCCACUGAGAUGGUGAUCUUUUAGAUCUGCUGGAGCAUGGUACAACUCAGUUCAGUGUGGUAAACCCACCCUUGGUUUUUUAACUUUGCUAAGCUCUUUUAAUUGGCCACGCCACCUACUUUGCAGUUACGGGCGGCAAAAAAAAUAAAAUACUUAACAAGCCGACCCUCACUUUUGCUUGACCGGGCUACAAAGCUAGCGAAGGUUUAAACCCUUUACCCCAGGGACACUAAAAAGCUUUAGUUAAUUUUCUGUACAUGUGCUUUAUCAUCUGUCAAGGAUUCACCAGAGCCCAGAACAAGUUACAACAGUCCCAAGAAAAUCAGUGAUCAUGGUGAGAUCUUAUUGCUCUGUUAUAAUGUAUUGAAAGUGCAGUACUGUAUGUAUUCAGGUGUUUGAUGAUUACAAAUUAAUCAACAUACACAUUGUGUGGUUCCACAAAAUAUUCAUCGUUUUAGUUUAAUUUUUUCGGUAUUUGAGAUCUCCUCCUCCUGUAGGAAUUUCCAGUACCUUCUUUGGGAAGGGUAUGGACCCAAGAUUGUUUGAAACAAACAUGAACCUUCUGUUGUUGUUUUUAAAAUGAGGGGCAAGUUCUCAACUGUUCUUAAACAGUAAAGUACAGCUGUACCAAAAUAACAGCAACACUAUAAAUUCAGAAACAUUCAAGAGGUGUAAAGAAAAGCUUAAGGGGCAUGGACAGACAAAACUGUAGGAGAUAAAAAAAAUUACAUUUGCAGGGUUGUCAUUAAGAGCCGGGGGCCAGGGAUUUUCCCCGGCUACUUUUAUUGGGAAAUAGAAGAAAAAUAAAACCGAAAGAAAUCCCUAGCCGUUUGAUUCACCGCCUACUUGUUGUAUUUACCUGGCAACUUGAAAUCUUAGUGACAACCCUGCAUUUGGGAAAUCUGGAAAAACAAUUUGUUUGAAAGUGUGAUUAAAUUUAUUAAAUCCUUGGUGGGAAUCACUCAAAUGUAUAUGUGUCAGUUGCAAUAGUGCGUUGCCAAGUUGUAAUUUUAAGUUUAGAAUUAAUCAAAGUGGGUGAAAUUAUCUAGUAUGAAAAAAAAAAUAAGUGCUUGAAUAUGUUUAACUUAUCACCAUUAUCAAAUGACAUUAAAUAAUGAUAACAUAAUACUUACAGUGUAUAGAAAUACCUGUAGUGAUAAGUGAAUUUCAAGAGAUUUCAUUUUUUGACCUCUUUCUUUCCGGUUUGUCAUGAACCGUUCAUUUAAUUGAAAUAAUUUGGUGAUAAUCACUGUUGGUACUUAAAAGCAAUCAGAACACAAUAGGAGAUAUUGCAUUACCUAUACAACUGCACUCUCUCCCUUAGUUUCAAGUACACCAAAUGUGAGUUCUGACAGUGUGGAGGGUGUUGGAGGAGUCUCUCCAGACAGGGAUUGGUAUGUACAGUCUGAAAGUAGAAACCUUGGUUUUGCUACAUUGCCCUGAUCCCUUAGAUUGCUAGACAGUUUUCAGGGACCAAAGCAAUACCUUAUUAUGUAAUAAUCAUUAUGCAACCCUGAUGCUCAAGGAACAUUUGACUUUUAUUUCAUCUCCAACUAUUAGCAGCUAUGAUAUAGUCAUGAUUGCAAUGAUCAUAGCUAUCAUAAUUAUCGAAACCAGUCUUUACACAAAGUAAUGAUCUAGUUCAAGUAUGAAUCACCCUCAAUGAAUAGAAUUUGACAACAACAGCUAAAUUGCAGGGGAUGGUUGCCCAUUAGACAACCAAAUUUUGAGAAGCCAAGCUUGUGGAGAUAUGAAGUUAAAAGGCCCCAUCAUCAUAAUCUUGGUUCAGAAUUUCUGCAGUAGUGAUAAGCAAGACUUUGAAAUAUGAUAUAUUCUUUCUAUCUUGUAUGCCUGUGAGAAUUGGUAGGUUGAUAUUAGUACAUCACCAUUAAGAUCACGAAAAAACGAUUCGAAAUAAAUUGAAAGAACUGUAUUCUAUGAAUGAAAGCACAAACAAGAUUCCUGGAAGCGAGUUGCGGAAACUGAUUCAAAGACAUGGCAAGCUUCGGAGAGCAAAAUUGAGGAAUGUCAUGAAAUAAAAGGGGUUGUACAAGAGCGUAACAUGAAUUGGACGAGGCACGAAGAAGAUAGCAUGAAAGGAUAGAGUUUGGCUGAUGAAACACAGUUGGACAAAUACUAAAAAGCGGUAGAAGGAUUAGAAAAGCUGGAGCAAAAGCUGAAGGAGCAAGAAGAGAGAGAAACUCAGGAGAAGGAGGAGAAAGCAAGACUGAGAUCAAGAGGAAAUUCGGAGCGAAAACAGUCGAGAAAGAGAGUUAUGCACGUUAACCAAAAGUUACCUAAACACGUGAUAACAAAAUUCCAUGGGACUUUUAGAGGGGCAAAGGCUUUGAGGGCCGUUUAAAGCGGAAAUAGACAAAUCAGACAUUGGGUGAGUUGAAUGAUUGAACAUAAAACUAAACAUUUAUUACUAGUUCUUUUUCUAUUUUAUGAUGAAUUGUGGGUUUUUAGCGUAGCAUUGUCUCGCUGAAAAGCCCCUCACGGGAGUGUUCAAUAAACCUAAACCCUAACCUCUAAUUAAUUAAUUCUAUGACAAACUGCUUACGAAUAUCCAAACGUUGGAGUCCAUGGGUAAGGAGAAAAAUAUUAGAGGGUAUGUCGGGCUAAUCCUAGAUAAACUACCAGGCAUAAGAGCUGAUCUGGUGAGGCUGUAUGAUAUCUGGCAGGAGUUGGGGUUGUCCCAACAGUAGAGGCUUUGAGGAAAUGGCGAGAGUCCGGGAUGGCAACCCUUGGAGGCGUGACAAAGGAAGAGACCCAUUGCUUCAAGCUUAACAAGAGGGUGGAAAACAUGGACCUUGUGUUAACAGUAAGCCAGAAGAACAAAAAUCAGUUGACCGUGACAAGAUUAAAGGGAUAGCGUACAGGAGGAAUUACUUCAUUUAUCUGACAAGUUAUACUUCAACUGUACUGGCACCUGUCACAGAGAUGCGUAUACACCACCACCUGCCAAAGGUGUAAUUUCGAUUUGUGAUGAGCUUUAAAACAAGCUGAUGCGAGCAACACGUUGAGGCCGUGUGGUGUACCCAGAAGUUGUGUUAGCAGUAGAUGGAAUUAAGCGUGGAGUGUCAGUGGACAUAAGAGUGGGGAGCUUCCGAGCAUCAGGAACCCUCACUGGAAAGCUGAAGGGAAAGCCAGAUAAUAAGGAGUAUAAGAGAAUAGAGAUGAUGAUGAUUUUCUCAAGUAAGAUGAUGUACAAGGUCCAAGUCUCUAACGUUAAAGGACUUUUCAGCUUGCCCACCUCCCUGAGCAAAGUCGACAUGGGAACUCUACUGACUGAACCCAAGAUAGGUGGAUGGAAUCUCCGAGUACCAACACCUCAAAAGCGGGUUGAUCGAUGAUACUGAUAUCAAACCCAAGCUGUCUAUAGAGCGUUUUCACAUGACGUCUCGGCGGUCAUAUUGGUGAUCCAAAACAAUGAAAGGGUGCCAUGGUGGUGUUUAAAACCAGUCCUGUGGGAGUUGAACACCUUUCUUAUGUAAACUCUUUUUUUUUGUUGUUUCAAUUAAUUCAGUUAACAUACAUGCUGGCUACGUAAGUGAAAACGCUCUUUACAUGUGAUCCUGGGAGUUAUGCCAAGAUAAAGUCAAAUUCAGUGCCAAAGGUCGGGGAGCCAAGAGAUCCAAUUGCAGAACUCACAUUGUUUGGCCGGACUAUAAUGUCCCCUGGAGCCAAGACCAACCUGAGCAGUGUGCUGAGUAGGAGCUCUUCAAGAACAACAGACUACAAGUAGUUGUGCAGCCUUGAUGUAUUGGGUCUAGAGGACACGUCAUCUGGUGAUUAACAGGUGGUGUAUAGUGAAUUCCAAGAGCAACUACUGCGCCGCCCUAAGGGGUGGUAUGAGAUGGGUCUUCUGUAGAAAGCUAGACAUCCUCUCCUCCCUAACAAUCAGAAAGGCAGUGUUGUAUGACUGUCUAAUCUCGUGAAGAAACUGCAGAAGGUGCCCUGCAACCUGAAAGAGGUUAACAGAAUAAUCCAAGACCAACUGAAAGAGGGUAUCGUGGAUAAGAGAGUGAGCGAUGAAUUACAUGAGGAAAGAGAAUUUUAUGUGCCCCAAAAAGCAGUGAUAACGGUCAUAAGAGAAACAGCAGAGAGUACCAAAAUGCGAAUUGUCUAAGGCAUGCCAGGGUAGCCCUUCACUGAUCGAUCACUUAGAGACUGGGCAACCUCUCCAAAACUUGCUAUGAAAUGUCCUGUUUCGCAACCGUCUCAAACCGGUUGCCUUCUGUGGAGACGUUAAGCAGGCCUUCUUCAGGUGUGGAUUCAAGUAGCAGAGUUUGACGCACCUUGGUUUCAUUGGAUAAAGGAUGAAGACUCAUCACAAGUUGAGACCUUACAAUUCACGCAGCAGUCGUUUGUCUCGACUUGUGCAGUCGCUGUUUCGUCUUGCAGGGACCUUGAAACAACACGUAGAAACUUACGUUUUUUCUUCCGAGAGCAAGUGGGGGAAAUUAUGUUGAUGACGUCAUCAUUGGCAAAGAUACUGUUGACCAAGUGCACGGUUUGAAAGGAGGUGCAAUGUCAGUUUUUUAGGAGCAGGUUCUCUAUUGUGCUACAAUUGGAAGCAGUCUAGCAGUUGACGGCUGAUGCAGUUGGGUUCAAGCCCAACAAAGCAAAGCGACUGGGGCUCCAUCGGGAUAAGGCGGGGGACAACUUGGCUGUGACUUUUUUCAGUGAUUCAAACGAAGCGAUAAAGUGAGAAGUGCUGAGGCGCUUAUCCUCUGCAUACACGUAUAACCCUCUUGGAAUUGCAAGUCCUGUAACCUUGAUGCUGAAAGGGAAGGUGAUUUUCAGAGAAGCAUGUGACUGACACUUCCACAGUUGGAGAAAUUUAAGGAAAACUGGCGUGCUGAGGUUAAAUUCCCACACAGUCUAACUUAACUUCAGGAACCAGUCCAAGCCAUAGACCUGCAUACGGUCUGUGAUUCUAGUGGUAAGUAGUUGGGGGAAGGGUAGCAAGAGUGUAUUCAUUUGUGCAUCAAGAUUCUGGUAUGAGGAAGGGUCUGUUAGCAGCAAAGGCACGGUUAUGGAAGGAAGGGUUUACCAUCACAAGGCUGGAGCUCAUUUCUGCUAACAAGGCAGCCAACGAUGUAGACAAUGUAAGAAGCACUUUGGAAGGAUUUAUGUAGUGUGGUCUGUGUAUUGGAUUGGAUUGCCGGUCAAGGGAACUACAAACAGUUUGUGGCACAGAUUGUUGCCAAAGCCUUUGUGAAGUGCAGAUGUGUGAAACAGACCAAAAUCCAGCUGAUGUGGGGAACAGGAGCAUACUUUCUGAAGAGCGUCUAGAAAUCUUCCUAAAGAAACCAAGCUGGCUGAACAACCAGAAAUGUAGACAGUGGUAGUGCAAACCAGUCCAAGUAAAGAGAUUGAAGCAGAGGCGAAGCAAGUAAAGAAAUUGUUCAUAAGGGCCACAGAUGCAGAGGACACUCUCCAUCAGAGUUUAGAGACACUUAUCACAUCAUGGGUAGCGAGAUUUAUCUUAAACUGUACUUCAAGUAAGCACAACCAGUUUUUGUUGAACUAGUUGUGCCACUGAUAAAAAAAAGUGUUAUUCUGGGUAGGAGGAGCUCAAACAGCAAGACCAGCACCGACGAGACUAGCUCAAACUUAAUUUGCAGAGGAAUGAAGAGGGUCUGUACGAAUGUAGAGGGAGAAUCCAAGGAGGACACUCUCCAUCAGGGUUUAGAGACACUUAUCACAUCAUGGGUAGCGAGAUUUAUCUUAAGCUGUACUUCAAGUAAGCACAACCAGUUUUUGUUGAACUAGUUGUGCCACUGAUUAAAAAAAAGUGUUAUUCUGGGUAGGAGGAGCUCAAACAGCAAGACCAGCACUGACGAGACUAGCUCAAACUUAAUUUGCAGAGGAAUGAAGAGGGUCUGUACGAAUGUAGAGGGAGAAUCCAAGGAAGCUACCCUAUCUACUUUCCUGAUGUCUUGUUAGCGGAGAGAAUUGUCCAUUGUAAAUAUGUCCUAAAUUUUCAUUGGGGAGUGGAACUUACGAUGAGUUUUGUUCGUCAACAGUAUUGGGUGUUGUGGUUAAGGCAACUCACCAAGGGAGUUAAUAGAGCUUGAUAUGGGUGCAAGAAAUUCCAGGUUACUACCCUCUUAAACCAGCUGGAUUGCCAACAGAAGGAUCAGCUCCAUUUGAAGCAGUGAGCGUUGACUUUGCAGGCCCUAUAGGGUAGAGACCCAGGCCAAACAAAGGAAAGGCAUACAUUUUGUUAUUAGCUUGCAGCUUAACCAGAUCUGUCCAUCUUGGGUUGCUGCCAAACCUAACAGCAGAGGAGUUCAUCAAGCCUCCCAAACGGGUCGCUGCAGUGCAAGGAAAGGGCAUCCUAGGAAGAUAUAUUCGGAUAACUGGCAAACUAUUGCUGCCGGAACAAAAUGGUUUGAUGUGGUGAAUUCUGAUGAAACAUAAAUGGCUUCAAAACGACUCCGCUCAUUAGGAAAUAAGGUGGUAAUUCGAUAUAAGCAGAGCCUUCUGGUGUAGUGUACAAUUUCAGAGACUUGUAGGCCUCGUGAAAUGGCAUUGUACAAGAGCAUGGGUCGAGCUAGCCUUGUGUGGAAUGAGCUUGAGGAGAUGUUGCUGGAUGUAGAAGUAGCACUGAAUAAUCGUCCCCUAUCUUGAUUGUGUGGAAGACGACAUACUGCUUCCUGUUUUGACUCCUUGUGUUAUGAUGUUUUGUCAACUAAGACUUGUCCCAGUAGAAUACUCAGAUGAAGGGGACACUGACUUGAGGAGGAGGGUGAAGUUUUAUGGACUGGGGGGUAUGUGAAGUCCCCGAGGGACAGGCACAACAUGGAGCACAAGCCUAAGGAAAUGAACGUCAAGCCAGCAGAUGUGGUGCUUAUUCGAGAUGCUGAACGUAAUGGAAGGAAGUGGAGCAUGGGCUUAGUAGUCAAGCUAAGAACAAGAUGAGGUUGUAAGAGCCGUCAGGGUCAGAGCAGGAAAAUGUUACCUUCUUUGAACAGGCAGUCCAGCAUCUUUUCCCAGUGGAGCUUUUCUUGUGAUCAGGAGCAGCAAAAGAGAGACGAUUCUCAGCUAGGUCCGAGAGGAAGUAAGUUUACCCCGUAAGAAGGGCUGCAGCUGUAUCUACAAUGAAUAUUAUUCUAAUUGCACACGACAAGGCCGUCAAACACUAAACUAAUAUCAUAUUUGAUCCCAAUUACUUGUAUCAAAUAGGGGAGGGUGUGAGAGUUUGCAGCUUGAUGUGAGGACGUCGUCGUUAAGAACACUUUGUUGUAUUCUGUCCUUUAUAAACUAGUGAGGUUCUCCCUAGGAGCCUGGGAGCCGAGGUUUGUAGAUAUUAUAAGAUGUCGUUUCAAGAUUGUGAUUGAUCAGCACAAAAUGCACAUGGCGAGAGUUUGUAACCUUUAACAAAAUAGAUGUAGGAGCAUUAAAACAAUUGUGUGUAUCGUCGUGAGCGUGAGUUUGUUUGCAUUAUUAGUUCCGACAUAUAGUGGGUAUAAAUGUUGCUGAAAAAAUGAAACAUUUUAAAAACUAAUGAGAAUUUCCAGCAGUAUACGUCCAAAAAUGGUAAGCAAACUUUUAAAAAUAAUGAUUCAGUGAACCAAGACUCUCCUCUUUAUUUGCUAUUUCAAUACAAAGGGUCUAAGGGGAAAAGGGGGUAUGGAAAGAGUGAAGAGGAAUGACAAUUCAGAAGUUUCAACAAGAAAGAUAAUGCAAACAGAGGACUUCAGAAUUUCUAUAUAUCUCCAUACAUAACUUGUGGCUUUGAAACUGUUAGCUGCAACAUUACUAAAACAUCACAUCUACCAUAGCCUACACAAGCCCCAAAAUUAUAACAUUUGCUGACAAUGAUGAAACAACUUUCAGGAUAACUUAGUGAUGAUCCUCAUAUUAUUCAAAAUAUAUCAUUAUGUUGCAAACAUUAUGUUUCCAAUGUUUUUUUUUUUUUCUGUAGGGACAGGUCCACUGAGCUUAUAAGUACAAUUGAAAACCUUCAGCUCAACAAUAAGCGUCUGGUAGAACAACACACUGCCAUGCAAGCUCAAGUAUGUCGUGCAAUCUGCAUAUACACUGCAAGCAACCGUUUUUUUGAAAUGCACUUUUUCAAGGCCUUUCUUAACGUUUGAUUAAAGGUCGAAACUGCUGGGACCUCCACUAUCAGGGCUGUCAUUAAGCUUUAAAGUAGCCGUAGCAAUAAAGGUUCCCCUGUAAUUUUAAGUGUCACCUUAAGCUCUCCACCUUAAUCACCUCUAACAUCAAGUGAGCUCAGCUCUAACAGGUGUUAUGGGUUACAGCCCUUUAUGACAGCUCUGACUGUCUCUCUUACGGGUAGAGCUCAGUUAUCAUAUGUUAUGCUACGCACUCAACAAUAAUGCACGGAAUUUCUCUUUCCAAUUCUUCCUUUAUACAGAUGGAAAGUACUGAAGAAGCAAACAGUCAACUGACUGCGGAGGUUGAGGGCUUGCACAAGCAACUGAGAAGGUCAGUAUGUCGUAUUUAUAAGGACAAGUUGAUAUUGUUUUAUGUAUUUUUUGUUUUUAUGGUAGUUACAUUACUAUGCCAAUAGAUUAAAAAUUAAUGCAAAGAAACCUUUUUUUAACAUUCGCUUAGUUACCACCUACUGAUAGAUAAAAGCAAAGAAAAGGACAAAGAAAUUGCAGAAUUACGACAAGCAGGUAAGGUGUUUAUAACGAAUGCUUGCAGCUACAUGGUAAAAUUGGAGAAUUUGUGGUGUAAAGGUCGUUGUUCGUUCUCGUAUGACGGAGGGGCAGUUAAUUGGGACAUUCGGUUAGAAUUUUAAGCGUGUAUGUAACAGUUUGCAGUUUUAUUUAACGUAGUGUUAUUCUUUUACCAGUUUCUGAUGCGCUAGAUGCAAACCAGUGCCUUCAAGCGAAAAUUUCACAGUUGGUCAGUGUUACACGUUUGAUAGCAAGAUAAGCCGAUAUAAAACUGUUUUUUAGAAAUAUACUUAGCAUAGAAAUCACUGAGUUUAGACACUUUGUCCUUAAAGACAUUUCCAUGUUGGGAUUGCAAAAGUGGGAUUUAUCUGUCUCUUCUCCCCUUAACCAAUAUUCAGCCGCUAGCCUUUUUGCGUGUUAUAAACAACAACGAGGAAAACAACAUCGGUAACAACAACAAAACCAGCCAACUUUGACACGGGCUGGAGAUGGGUAUCUUGUUUGACUGAGUUGUAAUCCUCAAACUGAGAACAUAUUCAAUGAAAAUGUCGCAACAGUUUGUUGCCAAUUUUUAUGUAGACAAUGACAGGGCAUGUACGUGCAGGAGAAGCCAGCAAACUUCUGUACAUCCCAUUGCAGUAUACCGUAAAAUUCCGAAAACAAGCCCUUUCAUGUAUAAGCCCCUCCAAAUAUAAGCCCCCCAAACUCGUAACACAAAAAACCCUCCGUUAAGUCGCCCCUCCAAAUAUAAGCCCCCGGGGGCUUGUACUUGGAAAUUGCUGGUCAAAUGCAAAGUAAACAAAGCAAAAGCAGUAAACGUCCUUCCAACUAUAAGACUAGCCCAAUCGAGUUUGAAGCGCAAAUUUCUCUCCAUAGAUAAGCCCUUCCUAAAAUAAGCCCCUCAAAAGGGCCUUGGAAUAAUAUAAGCCCCGGGACUUAUUUUCGGAAUCAUACGGUAUUGCAAUAUUGUAAAAUUCAGAAAAUAAGUUCCUGGGUUUAUAUUUUUCAAACGGCAUUUGAGGGGCUUGUUACAGGAGGGAAGGUUUCAUUUCAAAAUCGAAUGGGCUUAUAAUUAGUAAACAGUAGUUGAGCUAUCACCAAUAAAUGCAAACAAAACCUCACCAAAUUUUGUUACUGAUGAAGGGAUCAGGAUGGAUUCUGAAAGCUCUGCUACACUUUCAACAAAUUGUUGGUGUUUAAGACAGUGUUGUUACCAGACCACCGCGGCAUUGCGAUAUUGCCGCACUUUUUCGGGAAAUGUCGCACUAUAAUUAGCCCUAGGGGUCCCAACCUAUUACAAAACGUACGUAAACAUACGUACAUUUCCUUAUAAGGCAUCUAUGAUCUAAGAAAGUACGAGCUAUUUACUCUAACUCAGACCUUGUGUUAACAUCUAAAAAUUGAGAGCUGCUUUUCUCCCUCAUGAUCUGACUCCCUUUUAGCUUCUUUACGGGUCCUGUGGACCCUAGUGUAGAAAAUCUUGGUAAGAACACUGUUAAGAAUAUAUUUUUUUUCUGUAAUAUAUUGUCUCAACAGCAGAAUCUUCACUCUGUGGAACAAAACCUCUUUCUGCUUCCCAUAUUUAUUUUUUCCAUGUUUCUUCACAAUUAGGAGAAAGAGCGUGCCUUGUGUGAAAGUAAUAUCAAUGGGAUAGGAGAAAAGGUAGGUAACAAAGAAAACGGAAGUAGUAUAGUUCUUGUGAUUUACUCCCUCUCUCUAGAUGGCCUGCCAAUAGGGACCCUACCAUUUGACAACGGCAACACCAGUGAAAAUAAUCACUGAAAAACUGAUUCGUCCUUUUAAACUUUUUCGUGACUAUUCCAAGUCGCCCAGAUGUUUAAAAGGUGGGGAAUUGUCAGUUAGGUUGGAACUGAAGUGAGGGGACCACAGCCGAGCUCAGACAGAUACAGGAAAAUUGUUCGCCUUGCCGGUCACGUUCUCAUGAAAGCUAAAAAUUUGGUCAUUUCUCGUCUCAGUUGUACGGAGAAGACAAAGAAAUGCAAAGGUUUGACGCGUUGCUGUCGCCGUCUUAGUUUCGUAAGGUCCCUAAUGACACAAUACACAACGUGUUACACUACACGAAAAGAAUAAACAUCGUCUUUACGUUAUGAGAAGACAAGUCGUUUUACUGUUUUCACGGAGCAUUUGUUGACUAGUGCAAUAUCUGUUUCAACCAUUAGCGUUAUUGAUUCAUUGUUAAGAAUUCUAACCUUCAAUUGCAUGCACGAUUUCUCCUUAUUUUAGCUUCUAGAGGCACAGACACAAAUAGAACUGCUUGAAGAAGAAAGAACGAGGCUUAUUAAUGACCUAGCUGAACAAAAGGUAACCUCUUUCUCAAAAACAUUCCACUCAAAGUGCAAGCAUCUUGGCUGCUCAUUGCGGCGAUAGUAGGCUCAAUUUAAUUGUAAUGGUAAUUUGGUUACCCACGAAACACUUGAAAGGUGUCCGUGAGUUCCAGGUCGAAUUGGAAUUUGGAAGUGCUGAUUUUUGAGGAGAGGGGAAAACUGGAUGUUAACCCGAAGAAAAACCCCUCGGGACAAUAAGGGAGAGAACCAGCAACAUACUCAACCCACAUAUGCCAUCGACCCCGUAAUGUGAACCUAGGCCAUGUUGGUUGGGGGCGAGUUCUCGCAGCACUGCGCCACCCUUCAGGGCAAAAAACUUUUUUUUCACUGCACUUGUCCAUCGGACAAGUACUUUGCAGAUUUUGGUUGUCUAAACAUAAAAUCCACUCGUCCAGAGAAAAUAAAACCCUGCCAAAACAGAUUUCGAGGUUGCGACUUGCACUAUAUUCUAUGCAAGCUAUGGACUCCAGAUUUUACAAAGCUGAAAAAAAAUAUUGCUUAAGAUAAAUGUUACUCGUCCGGUUGGACGAGUGCUUUAUGAGUUUUAGUCGUCCAAGGCCAAAACCUACUCGUCUCAGACGAGCGGACGAGUGAAAGUUUUUUGCCUUGCUCUCCCUUCCUCCGUGGCUUCCCUGAAGUUUCAUAUUAACUGAAAGUUUCUUUUAAUACAACUCGCUCUCUGACUAGCUCACUUCGUUUCUUCUGGCAGCAAUACUGUAGUGAUCUUCAGGAGAUUCAAGGAGUUAAAAACGAUAUGAUUGCCAAGGUACUCGUUGGUUUUGUUGUCUUUGUUUAUAGAAUCUUUCCGCUGAAAGGGGACAUUAAGGCCAAUAAAGACGCCUUGCAUUCUUUAACUUAUGGAGAAAUGUCCCUUGAAAAGUGAAGGCCCUUAAUUUUUACACAAGUCCGUUCAAUUUGUUUUAAACACCUAGAAAAAGCUCGUUUGCAUGAGUAGCUCGGGUAAAAAGACGAAUGAAAUUUUAAUUGUAAAUGGUACUUUACCCCGCUCCCUUUCAAAAAAAGCCCCUUGGGCGCCGAUGAUCCUGUUUCAGAACGGAUAAAAAUCUGUGUGGACUCCCCUGAGGCAACAUCUUUCUACUCGGGUAUGGCAUGUAGCUUCUUUGCCUUUAUCCGAUCUAUUUCAAAUAGAACUUUGAUUCAAGGAUCUUAGAGUGUGGUAGGAUUUUCAAUUCAUCGUAAACACACUGCUGAAAACGUCGUGCAAAACUUCUGCUAACGACCACAGCGGCUUUAAUUCGUCUGGCUUUAGUAUCAUUUGGCACAAAAAAAUAGCCAAUCUGCGUGGUUCACCAUCAACGCACAGUUUAACCGCAACAGCAAAACAAGGACAGCUAGCCUAAGAAUAUUUUCUACCUCUUUCAGGAAUCUUCGACAAACUCUUCUAUGAUUGCAGGUCUUGCAUCAGAAAAUGAGGUACGUUUUCAGCAAUUUUCAAAUUACCGUUUCUAUACUUUUUCGGCAUGUUUCUAGAAAAUCGAUUGUUCGUGGAGAGAAAUUAGUCUUAAUUUGUAACUUGCGCAAGAGUUAAUUGACGUAUUGUUGAAAGGCUUCAUUGCAUAAUUUUAUGGCACGUAAUAAAAAGUUUUUUUUGGUUUGUAAUUGUCUCAUUCUUGUCUCUUCCCCAGACCUUGAAAAUGGAGAAAGGAAGAUUAGAAAGUCGUAUUUUGGACCUUGAAGAAAACGUCGUAAGGUAUUGUAUAACGCACUGUGCUCUGUUUUCUUUGAUAUUUUUUGCUUUACGUUGUACAAUUCGAUCCACAACGAAUUGUUUGGCUCAUUAUUUCAGACUAAAAAGAAAUGAGCUGUCAGCAGAAAGGAGUCAGCUGUUUCAAAAUGGUCCAUCUUUGACUAGCACACCAUUCGCCCGUCAGUCGUCUUUACAGCAGGAGCUGGAAGCUCAAGAGGUAGGUUUUUUUAGUAUGAUAAUUAACAAUUAUUGAUUGAGACUAAGUAUGAUGUGAAGAAUUAUUCAGCGUGAGGAGGAGGUUAUCGUCCGAGGACGGAGUUGGAUAACAGCUUCCUAGAUCUGCAUAAUUCUUCACAUCAAACGAAAGACGAAUUUAAUAAUUAUUUUAUUAUUCGUUCAAAAUAUUUCUAAAUUCUUAACAACAACCUUACCUCCUCGUAGCCUUACUUCGGCACGUUUUCAGAAUUUCCAAUAAUUAAAGGAAUUGCAAAACGGAGUGUUCACCUUUGCAUGCUAUUUUAUUUGAACAAAGAAACUUAUAGUGUGUGGCGCUUGGAAACAGCAGGGCAUAAAGUUUCAAUGCUUUACUGACAGAUCAGCAUGUCAUAUGUCCACAGGGCAGGGUAUGAAAGAUUACUAAAGGACCAAGACCUUAGUUAACUGACGCCAAAAUUCAACACACGCCUUUCUCAGUUAAAAUCAAGUUUAUUGCAUGCUAUGGUUAAUCCUCCCUUUGUCGGUGUGAAAUGUACAGGCUUUAAAAGAAUCGGUCUUCGUUGCCUUAACAAAGGUUACACAGUGGAAUUGCUAUUAAAAUUCCCCGUGUAGCGAAGGUUUAUGGAUUUGUCGCGCAUACGCGCGCGUGGAUGCCGAGUGGCAAACUGGGGUGGUCCAUACAUUUAAGCAAUAGAAAACGGCGUCCAUGUUUGCAUAACCUGAUAUAAACACGAGAGGGUGUCGGGAGAAUUCGAAACAGAACCAGAGAGCUUUAGCAACGACAACAGCGACGGCAACGACAACGGCAAAAAAGCAAUAGGUAUGAUUAGCAAAACAACAACUCUACACGUGCAUCACACUUGUUCAUACAUUACUUUGCCGUCACUACACCACUACGACGUGAUAAUGCCUAAUUUCACUUUUUAUGGAGAACGUAAACAAGCGACGAUGAAUUUCUCUUUCUCUUUCUUAACUUGAGUCCGGUCCCUAAGAAAUCAACUCCAGGGAAAUUCGCCUACAUUUCACUUUUUCUGUGAAUUGGAAUAAACGCGACAAAAUUUGAAAAAACACGAAUUCAUUUUAAUUGUGAUGUUUUCGCUAACGUCGCCGUCGUUGUUGCUUAAGCUCCCUACUGUCGAGAUGAGGACACGUAAUUGGUAAUAAUAACAAACUGAGCUACACAACCUUGACACAGCCCCUCUAAAAACAUCCAAUCAAAUACCGCUAUUAGUCUUUCGUAAAUAAUAUUGCUAUGCAAAUUAUUUUUAGACGUAUGAAACCAAAGGUCUUCCUUCGCCCAUGGUAGGCAGUCUGUACAAUUUGAAUGAUAGCUUAGAUGGCGACGUUUUGGACACAUCUUUAACUGGAUUGAAUCAAUCUUGGAUGUCCAGCCUCUCCUUUGACUCAACCAGCACCAAUGCCACGUUUGAAAAAUACAGUCUAACAGCAUUGCAGUUGGUAUGUGCAUCGGAAACGGUGGAAAAAUUGUAAUUUUUUUUGUAAUUUAUUUACCCACGGAGUAAACUGUGCACAGUCCCCUACUUUUCCGUGAGACUGUCGAGGUAUAGCGCGUUUUACCGUUAAUGGCGGUCAUCUUGAUUUUCAAAUGUACCGAGGGGGCGGGCGUCUGGGAUUAUAACCACCCCCCGCCCCUUAAGUAGAUUUGAGGUGGCCCUCAUUAACGGUAAGACUCGCUAUAUCUCGACGAUCACGGGGAAAAAUAGGGGACUGUGAAGAGUCAACCCACGGAGGACUUAGGGGUUCUUAAGAACUCGAUGAAACGUGUCUAUGCGUUUCAGAUCGAAUUGGAAUUUGAGAGCGUGGGGAGGGGAAACCGGAGGACUUGGAGAAAAACCUCUCGGAGCAAUGGAGAGAACCAACAACAAACUCAACCCACAUAUGGCGUAUCGGUGUGGUAUGGAAAUAUCGGUUGUUUACCAUGGAGUGAUUGACAAAAAUGUUUCCGGAAAAUCCGACUGGAAAAUGAGUAAAUGAAACACGACGUUUUUGGUCUUUCCAGCGGAAAAUUUUGGGGAACAAAGGAUGGGAUGUUACAAACGUGAAUUCUUGUUCCAUUGUGAAAUCGCAAUUUUUUAUACCAGUUUAAAGCCUUUGCAGCCGUUUUUGGUAAAAGGAACUGAAUUGUACAGAUGUUAAACACGAUCCCAGUCCUGAGUUUUUGCUCACCAUUUUCCCAAAGUGGAACUGGCCAUAUAAAUGGUAAACAACCAUGGCAUCCUCUCUUUCUUGUUUUGCUUUGCAAUAUGAUAACCUGAAAGUUGAGACAAUGUUCAUUGUUUACUUUUGUCUUACAUUUGUUAUAGGCUAGUGAGUUCAAAGAGAAAAAAGAAAGAGCGCUGCGGCAGAUUGAUGAACUGGCAGCACUUGACAAAAGUGUUGAAGUGAAAGACAAGAAGGAGGUAGUAUGCGCAGAAUGUACUGAUGACAGUAACACUGUACGCCUCAAAAGGGGAUAAAACAAUACUUUCCAAUAAAACAGCACAGUAGAUCAAGCAGUAAAGAAUACAACAACAAAUAGUAGAUUUGACAAGGAAAAAAUGUAAGGGAUUUAUAAAAUAUGUUGUGUCUUCAGCUAAGUUUAGUUGGUUAUGAAUUGUUUAUCAGGUUCUUCGAGAACAGCUAACUCAAGACUUGGACAAUUUUGCUACCCGAGUGUCUUCCCUCUGUAUUAAGAAGAAAGCCGCCGAGAAAAGGUACAUAAAGACAAUUGGAUGUUUUAUUGUUACUGAAAGACUUACAUUAUCAUUUUUACUCGAAACAGACGUACAUUGACAUUUACAACUUAAUCCAUUCUUCUGGCAUUCUUGCGAAAUAAUUUUUGUAUUCCAGCGUAGCAUGCUAUGCCUUGUGGUCGUGGUAAAUUAUAUAAAUACGUCUGUUUAUUUCAUGCUUUAACCUGACUAGUGGCGGUUUUUGUUUCUAGAGCGAUGAAACUUUUAGCUGCGUCAAAAAAGCUCAAAGGUUAGUGGGAUGGUAUUUGUACUGUUUUUCGUAUUUUUUUGUUGUUGUUGUUGUUGUUGUUUUUUUUUUUUGUAGUGUUUCUUUUAACAAAUCUUGAAUCAUUCUGAAUUUACUUUUUAAUUUCAGAGGAGAACAAACAACUUUUUGAUGAGCGGAGUAAGGCUUAUCAGAAACUUGGCACAAUGUCCCUGUGCAAUGAUGAAAUGAGUGCAAGGUAAUUGCAUACAGCUCAGUAAUACAGUAAUAGAGCAAUUUUUAGUAAAGCGUCGAAGUAGUCUUUGGUGUCCAAUCGCUAUUCUUUGUGAUCGGCCACAACGUCUCGCACCACUGUUUCAUCCAAUCAAAAAUCAAUCCUCCUGUUUUUCCGCGCUUCGGGUUGUUAACACUAAUUUUUUGUGUGUCCUGAUACGUUUAUUAUAUUGUUUGGAUUGCCAGCUGUUGAUGUAGGAGAAUUAGUACAUUGUCUUUACUUUUUAUGACUGUGAAAUUUGAACCAUUGCACAUGUAUCAUUCUUAGUGGGCUUUUAUUAUGGUUGGUGAGGGCGGAAAGGGGAUCGGCAAAAUAUAUCGAUUUGUCUGCUAAAUAUGAUUGAAUACUUUAUCCCAACCCAGUGGGUUCCCAUACCCCCUCCCCCCCCUCCCUGCUUCUAUGUUGCUCACCCCAGUUAUUUGGAAAUAGUUGAUAUACUAUUUAUUGUAUAAGACUCCAAAUAAAUAAAAUAUGUAUGUAUGUACGCCAUUUAAUCAGGUCAUAAUAUUUGAAAGCCCCCUUAAUCGACAGAUGUUGUACACCACGUGCUAUACUUUAAGGUAGGUUAGAUUUAUUGUAUCAUUAUUCCAAAACGUUUUGUAGGAUGUUAGAACUUGAGUCCAGACUUGAACAAGAAAGAAAGACUGUUGAACAGCAGAGCGAAGAGCUUCGAUUCCUCGAGCAGCAGGUAAGUUAGAGCUACGUAAAACACUUGAUCGUAAUGUAUCGUUAUGCAGUGCCAUGUGACCUUAGUACUUUAACGCUGCUGAGUAUUUAAUGAAAGUUUGUUACAGUCGAACCUCCACUAACGGCCACCUCUUCAAAACGGCCACCUCUGUACAACGGUCAUUUUUUAUUUUUUUGGCGGACAGUCCAUACAUUCACUCUUAUUUCAACCUCUCUACUAUGGCCACCUCUCUACAAUGGCCACUUUCUUCUGUCCCCAAGGUGGCCGUUGUAGAGAGGUUUAACUGUAUUAAAAAAGUUAACUUGGAGAAGUUAACACUAAGUACUCAAGCUAGUCAGUUUUUCUAUUUCAAUUCGCCACUUUAUAAACGAACUGGGCCAAGUUAACUUUUGCAAAGACGUCUGGGACUGUUACUAGGGACAGGGAGAAACAAUUGACCAAUAGCUGAGCGGUGUCGCCCCAGUAACGAUCCCAGAAACAAUUGCGAGAUAUAUUUCGGCACCAGUCCCCUCUUCGUUUCUAAAGUGGCGAAAUGCUCAAGCUUCUGUGAGGAUCAGUUUGUCGCAUGAAAACUAUUGAGUAGCAUCGAGCUAUCGUAGUAUUGCGACAUUUCACACAAUGUUGCAAAUGAAAAUUUGCACAAGUUGUGAACACAUGAUGCAGUUUAGCGAGUUAGAUGUUUUCCGGGGCUGUGAAAAUCGACUUUUGAGAAACCCUUAUUGUCUUAAUAAACCUUUUCUCUUGCUUUCCUCCCCAGUUAUCAGCAGUCACCGAGGAUCUGUUUAAAAUGAGGUAGGUUUUGCUGCUGUUUUAUACAAUCUGGUCGUGGAUCAUAUCCACAAUAGAGCCAAACUGUGAUUAAAAAGCGCUUUCUUGAUAUUUUGAUUUUAAGCUGAAUAAUUAUUGAAAACGUCGUUGCAAGAUAUGCAGAGACAGUAUAUAAAAGCAGCAAUCUGUCUUAAGAAAGAAACUCCAAUAGUGAAAUGACAUACCUGCAAUCGCCUACAGUAAGCAAGUUAAAAAGCUUCUUGCACAAGGUUAUAGAAAGUCAAAUUACUUUGUCAUUCGUUUGCCGUUUGCAGGGAUGAGAAGGAAAACCUGUCGAGGUCUCUUGAAUAUGAGGUAAAUAACAAAUCGUGUUAUAUGUAUUAAAAGGUCUUAAGAAUAGUAGAAGAAAACAGCUCAAAAUUUUAGCUUUGAUGGUCAUGUUCUAGCCUCCAAUUCUUCCGUACUUAUGUCUCGUGUCUUGCCAUUUUUUGCAGAAACGUCUAAGUUCGUCGCUGGAAGAAGAAAUUGUGACACUAAGAAAGUAAUGCAUUGCUUCUUUUUAUCUUAAGUGUUUGUUUUAGCUCUUUAAAUAGCAUUUAUAGGCCAGUAGAAAUAAUAUUAUAGGAUAUAGCACAAUAGGUCUUGUGAGCUCGCCCUUUUGAAAAAGUCUUGAAUGUUUCAGUAGUGACUAUGGUGAACGGUAAAUGCCUCAGUGUUAUUUGUGCAAACUUAAAACCUUGGUAGUUAUGUUGAACUGCAACAUGGCUUACAACAUGUUUAAAAUUCAGACUACUAUAACAACUGUCCCUUGACGGUCCUGCUUUCAUGGCACCUACAACAAUUCUGACGGGCUUUUUGUUUCCACUAUUAUCAUUAUUGCAGCCCAUAGAUAUAAGAGGGUCUAGUUCACGUGACUUACUGCAAUAAGCCUGUUGCUUUUAGAAUUGUUUCAUUGUCACACCCUUAAUAUAGCGUGUUCUUGUUAGUGCUUAACGUGUUUGUCUUGAUAUUGUGUGUCCCUUGUUUUGUAUAUUUGCAGGAGCCAAGAUGAGUUGGAAAGCCAACAGACGCUUUUGUUGGGUAAAAGUUGCAUGAACAAAUUAGUAUUUAGUACUGUGUGUUAUUGACUUCAUUACAAAGCAGCUUCUACAUAAUUUUCGUGGUAAUCGUUUCUUGUGUUUCUUCAUUCAGUGAAAAUCAAAGAACUAGAAAGUGAAUUGCUGAAAACUACUUCACAACUUGGCGUGGAAAAAAGAAGAACUUCCACACUGGAGGUGCGUCAUACUGCUUACUCCUGAACUGGUUUUCACUAAAGGGGACUGAUAGGAGGCGGAAGGGGAGAGGGCGGUGCCCGGGGGGUAAUUAACUCGAGCUUUUGAAACAACUCUGGAAUGCUUUACAACCCGUUAAACCCUAUUGUUAUAUUCCUAGAAUUUCACUCAACUAAACAGGGACUGCCAUUGGUUGAUUCUUGGUCACGUGGCCUUGACUAAAAUCAAAUGUAUCCCGAUCGUGAGACAUUAAACAAUGUAUCCCGCUCGGGAUACAUUGCAGCACGUGAUCAAAGCAUGGUGGAAAGUGGCGUGACAGAAGGCGGGAAAAACGCCGCCUGGUCCUGCCGGUUUUCUUUUUCGUGAAUGAACACAACAACACAAUCACGAAGCCUCAAGCUAAAAAGCAACCAUUUUUAAAGUUAUCCCAGAAGUUCCCAGUCGAAGAAAAACAGCAGCUAGUGGAGGAAAAAGAUGCAGAUGAUAUAAGGAAAGUAUUUUUGUUUGUAAAUCAUUCAUUCAGUGGUUUUGAGAAUUAAAUUUGUGUUGUUAUAAGUACCGAGUCGACUGUUUUGGUUCUUUUUGGUUCGCUCCGGUUAUUCUUUUGUUGCUGUUGAAGUGAAAGUUCUAGAAAUAUAACAAAACACUUAAUGUCAGAUCCCUCGGGAAAACAGUUACUUUGUUUUCCCUCGACUUCGUCUCGGGAAACAUCAGGACUCUCGGGAAAACAAAACUAACUGUUUCCCUUGGGAUCUGACAUUAAGUGUAUAUUAUUACCCUGUAACGUAGGCGUUUUGGGGGUGCACUUCACGCGAGUAGAAGAAAUGGAGUGACUCCUCACCUCUCCAUUUUCCUUCUGCCCCUCCCCUCCCCUCUCCCCCCCUCCCCCCUCCCCCCCAAUUGGUUGCGCCUUUUAUUCACAGAUAGUACUGAUUCGCUACUUUCACAUUCCCAUAACACUUCUUAUAUAUUUUUGGCAUAAGCAUUGUUUCCAAUUUCUCUUGGGAUUUACAAUCCUCCCAAGAGAACUUGAAAACAAUACUUAUGCAUAAUUUUGGGGGGUAAACAUGGUGUAUUAUGGUUAAUGUGAAGGUAGUGAAUUGCUCGUUUUCUCCAAAAAUACGCCUGUAUCGUUAGCUACCCUAAUAUGUACUUGCACCUUCUUUGUAUGGUAUUGAUGAGGAGAUCUUUAAUUAUUCUCAUGCAUGUCCUUUAUAUUUUAAUAAAUAGAUGAAAAAACAAACAAACAAACAAACAAACUUGAAUUCUCUUAAGGAUUAUUAGGAACACGUCUUUACUACUAUGCUAUGACUUAUUCUCUGACGUACAGGAGUCCAUUCAGCUGUCCGUUUCCAGGCACUCGGAUGAGCUAAAGGAAAUCUUCGAUGCAAUACCUAUGGGUGAUAUGGAGGUGCUUAACAGAAGUAGACAGGUACUGACUGCAUUAAUUUGCAUAAUUUUGCUUUUCACUCGUUCACUCGGGAGUUCGUGCCGCUGGUCAUCCUAGAUACAGAUAGUUAGAAAGUUAGAUAGUUUGACAUGGCAGUUAAAUUUACAGCAGCUAAAAGGGAUGCAGCGUUCUAAACUAGUAUGUCAAAGGGGUGCCUCAAGUUAUUUGCGGCAUCAGGAGCAGAUGAUAUCAACUUGAAGGGGAUAGAGACCGCACAUAGAGUACCGGCAAGGGAACCAACUGACAAACCGAGUAACCUACGUAGCAGGCGUUGAAAGGGGUAGGGAAUAGGGAGGAAGGGAAAAAGGAAGGAGCAUUAAAUGUGCACUUUUUCCCUCCCCCUUCCCUCCCCUUUUUGCGCCUAUGUAAAUUUGUGAUCGAUUUAGGUUUCUGUCAAAACUGCCCACCUACCCCUCCCCAAGCUAACAUUAACACUUACUUCUCACUUAGGGCAGAUUGUUAGCUUAGGGGAGGGAUGGGUGGGCAGUUUCUCAGAAACCUUAAUUGAUCCUAAAUUUGUUAGACGCCUCAGGCUUAACCUAAGAGAAAGUAAUGUCUCUUCGAACGGAAGCCUUCAACUUAACAUGACGUAAUUUGUAACGCAACCCGAAGAGUCUUUUGCCUUCCAUUGCGCUCUUAAGACGUCUUGUCUUUUCCGAGGAGGAACAGAUGACCUUAUUUGUUACACUAGAUGGUGUCCAGGGAGCCAUUUUGACUUAUGAUUUAAGAAUUGUUUUAACAUUCGAUCACCGAGUUUGUUUUUUAAUGAGUGUCUUUGGGGAAGCUGCCAUUUUUACACAAGAGCGAUUGCAAGAAGGAGAAAAGCGUGGCUUCAUUUACGCAUGAGCAGAAUAUUAUUUGCAGCCAAAUACAGUUGGACGACAUUGCGUAUUAGCAGACCAUUAUUUGUAGGCAGUUAGGGACGGACCAUUAGAAAACUUACGGGGGGUGCGAAGUACAAAAAAAAAAAAAUCGCGCAAGGGAAAAUUAAAUGAAAAAAAAAUUCUUGCUCGCCAAUUAACCCUAAAAAAAUAUUCAUGCUAUGGCCCCAAAAAAAUUCAUACAAGGAAUUUGAUAACGAAAAAAAAUUUCUGCGGCUCGAAAAUUCCCCUCCCCCCCCAAUAAGUUUUCUAAUGGUUCGUCCCUUAUUGGUAUGUCACUUGGUAGGCUCUCGGUCAAUGAAAAGGAAUAAAAAUUUGCGUUGAAGAUAAGUCCAUUUAAUCUCAUUCGUGUCUAAAUAAACAUUUUCAUAGCGUGCGAGUGUUUACUAUGCAUUCCAAGUUUGCCAACAAUUCAAAGAUAGAGCGAGAUUUAGCGAAGCGUAAGGAAAGUUAGGAAAUCGACCGGUCUUGUCACAUGUUUGCCUUGCGCGCGCUUAAUGCACGCGCUACCUUUUUAUAUCGUCGCGUUUGUUGCGUCAUGAAUUAAAGCUUUCCUUUUUUUGCCUGGAGAUCGAUAACAUGAAGUUUAUCAGACGGGAUGUAAGGGAAUUUAUGGAUUUAUUUACAUUUAGAUUGUCUUGUAAUUUUAUUUACAUUCUUAGCCAAAUACUGAAAAGAAGACAAACGGCAAUGCUCGAAGUAUCUAUAAGUCGUAACUGUUCAUCAGUAGGAUAACUGAAAUGUGUACAAUUCCACAACUGGUUUUGGCUCUAUCAAAUCCUAUACCAAUUUUAGCGUCACCGAACAUUUAUGCAAUUGCUGUCCACUGCUCUGUCAUAGUAGUGCUAUGGGGUCGUAGGUCAGCUCUUCAGUGACAGCCAUUCUAAGACUUUUUUCCGGCGGCUGAGUCGAUUUUCUUGUGGCGAAGACAAAGACGGACCCAUUUCUGUGUGAUUUUAGCCAUGAUUGUAUCCAUUUUUUUAUCUUCUCUCAUAGUCGCCUCGAGCUUCGUCUCCAUGUAUUACUGGUCACAUGGUCAAAACAAAGUUGUUUGAAUUUGUCUCGCAGUCUGACACAAACAAGAGGAUACAGGUAUUUACAGUGGCUGACCUUUGUGCACUUUUUUAAUUAUCGUGACCAUAGACUGUCAAUGAUGCGAAGGCCAAAACAAAAGACGGAAGAUUUGUCUUGACAGUGGCGUUCUGUUAUGACAACAUUUGAUUAUUCCCUUUUUUGAUCACGUACGAAAAGUGCUCCGUUGCCAAGGUGUCGUAUGCCCGCAAACUGUCAUUGUGCUGCUGCUUGCAAUUGAAAUGUUUAAUCUGCGGUAGACUUUGUACUCUUCAAAGUUGCUGUGUCACGAGAAUUUACCAAAGCUUUCGUGUUCACGGCGCUCGAAUGAUGAAGGUAAACUCAGUGAUGCCCAAAAUACACCCCAACAACAUGAAAAGGACAUCAGUUUAGUCUCCAUUGUGGGAGCAGACCCUAUAAUUAAGGGAUUUUUACUAAAGUUUCCCAAGUUGCACAAUCCAAUUCCAAAACACUGGCCCAACUUUUUCAAGUUUCAGCUUGCUUCAUUCCUACCUAUAGCUCAUCCUAAAUUUUUUUGUUGUACUUGUAAAUUAAUUAAAUUAGCAAGACUUGGCUACUGCUGGUGAAUUUAUAUUGAUAAGAACACUUCUGCAUUUUUAAUGACAUAAGUACUAAAUCUGGGUGACUUUAUUGGCCUAUAACUAGUUUGAUUUUCCUCCAGGGCGUAGGCAGAGACUCUCCUGAUGGAAAACCUGUUAAUGAGCUUGAGGAGAAUGAAUAUCAAGAGGUGUCCAAAUCUCAGCAAAGGGAAGAACUAAGACAGACUCCUUUAGAGAGAUGGCUAGAUAAUGACUUCUAUAAACAAGCACCGUCCUCUAUCUCCAGUGAUUCCUUAAGCCCUAACAAUGGCAGGCAAGAGGUUGAUGGAAUUUCUGAGUCGCCGAGCGGGAAAUUUUUACAGUUUGUUGAAAGGGAAUGUAGACCAUCUGGCAGCCAGACGGAUUUGAAAGAUUUUGCGUCCAUAGGCUCACAAACCGAUCUCUUAAGCGAGAUCGAGGAAAUAGAUUUGAAGGAAAUCUUAUCGAAAGGA